Octodon degus (degu) is the source of this 717-nucleotide messenger RNA. RefSeq names its product olfactory receptor 2H2-like. Bases 1 to 717 code for a protein of 238 amino acids. The record is from RefSeq and is a predicted model, not a curated record. Gene Ontology annotation, biological process: G protein-coupled receptor signaling pathway. Gene Ontology annotation, cellular component: membrane. Gene Ontology annotation, molecular function: G protein-coupled receptor activity; olfactory receptor activity. NCBI's taxonomy places the organism in Eukaryota, Metazoa, Chordata, Mammalia, Rodentia, Octodontidae. The transcript is spliced from 3 exons.
AUGGAAGUAAAUCUCAUUUCUCAUACGAAAGACGCAGAAAUUCUAAUUCACAGCAGCGCACAUCGUGUUUUUGUUAAAGGUGCAACAUUAUUGUAUUUAUUUGUUCUNCUGGGCUCUACCGAGUGUGUGCUGCUGAGUGUGAUGGCCUAUGACCGCUUCAAUGCCAUCUGCCGCCCCCUCCACUAUGGCGUUAUCAUGCACCCAAAGCUUCUCCAGCGUCUAGCGGCCCUGGCCUGGAUCAGCGGUUUUGUGGAGUCCACCGUGCAGACCAGCCUUGUUUUCCACUUGCAUCUCUGCAGCCAUCACAGGGUGGACGAUUUCACGUGUGAAGUGCCUGCCCUGAUUCAAAUCGCCUGUGAAGACACAACCUUCCUGGAAAAUGAACUCUCUGUAGCGACUGUCUUGUAUUUGGUGACGCCUCUGGGACUCAUUUUGGUCUCCUACUGCUUCAUUGUUAGGAGUGUGCUGAAGAUAAAGGUCAGAGAAGGCAGGAGGAAGGCAUUUGGGACAUGUGGUUCCCACUUGAUUGUUGUGGUCUUGUUCUUUGGGACCGCAAUUUGUGUCUAUAUUCAGCCGAAGAGCAAGUACACACACAACAGUGAAAAAUUUCUCACUCUUUUCUAUACUAUAGUGACACCUUCCCUUAAUCCUUUGAUCUACACAUUGAGAAACAAAGAAGCUAAAUGGGCAAUUAAAAGGUUACUGGCUGGAGAAUGA